AUGGUGGAGGAUACAAGCAUAGUUAAUGUAUAUAAGCCCCCUCCAGCAGCCUGGUCACCUGAGGUGCUGCCAGAUGUGCCUCACCCUGCUGUAUACAUUGGAGACUUUAACAGUCACCACACCAUGUGGCGUUAUAAUCAGAGUGAUGAGAAUGGUGAAGCUCUUGUGGGCUGGGCUGAGAGGAGCAACAUGAGCCUCAUAUUCAAUGCCAAAGAUAAAGGAACGUUUAAAUCAGCUGCAUGGAAUAGGGAAUACAAUCCAGAUUUGUGCUUUGUCACCCAUAACAAAGACAAUCAGCCAUUGCAAACAUCUCGUAGAGUACUGGGCAAUUUUCCACACAGUCAACACCGCCCAGUAGUGGUUGAGCUGGGAAUUCGAAUUCCAAUAAUUCGAUCCAUUCCACGACCUAGAUGGAACUUUAAGAGAGCAAACUGGAAAGAAUUCACUCACGAGCUUGAUGCAGUGGUAAGAUGGAUACCCCCUGUAUGCAAGAAUUAUGAUCGGUUUGUGAAAGCUGUAAUUGCAACUGCUAAAAGGAAAGUUCCUAGGGGUUAUCGAAAAGAGUACAUCCCUGGAUGGAGUAGUGAAUGUAAACAGCUAUAUGAGACUUAUCUGGAGACUGAGAACCCAAAUGUAGCUACAGAGCUCCUCCAUACCUUGGACUCUGAAAGGCGGGAAAAAUGGAUGAAAACUACUGAAUCUCUGGAUUUUAAGAAAUCUAGCAGAAAAGCCUGGAGUCUACUAAGAAAGCUGGGUGGAGGGAGUGCUGUCAUUCAUAAGACCCCCAUGGUCACUCCAAAUAAAAUUGCAAGCAGAAUGGUUACUCUGUCCAGAGCACCUCGGGACCCUCAGCAUACAAAAGAAAUUAAAAAAUCUUUCACUACAAUGAGGAAAAAUGCUCCUACCAGGUCAGAGUCUGCAAGAGACUUCACGUUGGAUGAGCUCACGGAGGCUGUGAAAGAAAUUAAAGUGGGCAAGGCUCCUGGGUUUGAUGGAAUCCAUCCAGAAUUCCUAAUUCAUUUUGGAAAGAAUGCUCUGCAAUGA
This is a messenger RNA of Nilaparvata lugens (brown planthopper), 1044 nucleotides long. RefSeq lists its product as uncharacterized. The record is from RefSeq and is a predicted model, not a curated record. Gene Ontology annotation, molecular function: catalytic activity. The coding region runs from base 1 to 1044 and encodes 347 amino acids. The transcript has a single exon. Lineage: Eukaryota; Metazoa; Arthropoda; Insecta; Hemiptera; Delphacidae.